Messenger RNA from Stereum hirsutum FP-91666 SS1, 1146 nucleotides. RefSeq names its product 3-isopropylmalate dehydrogenase. Lineage: Eukaryota; Fungi; Basidiomycota; Agaricomycetes; Russulales; Stereaceae. Gene Ontology annotation, biological process: L-leucine biosynthetic process. Gene Ontology annotation, molecular function: NAD binding; 3-isopropylmalate dehydrogenase activity; magnesium ion binding. The record is from RefSeq and is a predicted model, not a curated record. Gene Ontology annotation, cellular component: cytosol. Bases 1 to 1146 code for a protein of 381 amino acids. The transcript has 5 exons.
AUGGCCCCAAAAUCAUUCCGCAUCGUACUCCUGCCCGGAGACGGCAUUGGACCCGAGGUCGUCUCUGAGGCUGUCAAAGUUCUCGAGGCCGUGAACGCCGUGUCAUCCGACGUCGAUCUCAAGCUCGAAACCCAUCUCUUCGGUGGAUGCGCCAUCGAUGAGACCGGCGAGGCUCUGCCCGCAAAGACUCUGACUGCUUGCAAAGAGGCUGAUGCUAUCCUCAUGGGCUCUAUCGGUGGACCAAAAUGGGGCGUGAACGCCAAAGUCCGCCCAGAAUCGGGUCUCCUCACCCUCCGCAAAAGCCUUGGCCUCUACGCCAACAUCCGCCCCGCAAGCUUCGCCUCCGACUCCCUCAUCUCCUACUCACCCCUCAAAGAAUCCAUCACGAAGGGUGUCGACAUCAUCGUCGUCCGUGAGCUCAUCGGCGGUGUUUACUUUGGCGAGCGCAAAGAGCAGGGCGUCGCACCUAACGAGGACGUCGCGUGGGAUACGAUGCCCUACAGCGUCGGGGAGGUGCAGAGGAUAACGAGGGUAGCGGCUCAGAUCGCUCUGGCUGCGAAUCCACCGUUAGCUAUUCACUCGGUCGAUAAGGCAAAUGUGUUGGCGAGCUCGAGGUUGUGGAGGAAGACGGUGACGGAGACGUUGAAGGCGGAGUACCCACAGCUGCAAUUGGAUCACCAGCUUGUCGACUCGGCGGCGAUGAUGAUCGUGGCUAGCCCGAGGAAGCUUAACGGUGUUGUUCUGACAGAGAACUUGUUCGGCGACAUUCUGUCCGACGAGGCCAGUGUCAUCCCAGGAUCGCUUGGUCUCCUCCCCUCCGCUUCCCUUGCCGGUGCCCCAUCCGAUGCUUCCGCUACCGACUUCAAACCCACAUCCGGUCUUUACGAGCCCAUCCAUGGAUCAGCACCCGAUAUCGCUGGCCAGGGAAUUGCCAACCCUAUCGGCACCAUCAUGAGCGCCGCAAUGUUACUUCGUUAUUCUCUUGGUCUUGAGAAGCAGGCUCAAGCUAUCGAGACUGCCGUGCGGAGAGUGCUUGAUGCGAAGUCGGAGGGUGGACUUGAGUUGAGGACGAAGGAUCUUGGAGGUGAGGUCUCGACGAAGGAGAUUGGUGACAGCGUUGUGGAGAUCGUGAAGACGUUGCUGUAA